AUGGGUGUCAGAAAGGGAGAUGUCGUGGGCGUAAUGGCCGGCAACUGUCAAGAGCACAUCGACAUUUUCAGUAGUGCUGCCCGAAUCGGAGCGCCAGUAGCUUCCAUGCAUGCAACCUUCACCCUUGACGAGUUGUGCGGCGCUUUGGCAUCGAGCACAUGUAAGGUGCUCUUCAUAGCGACGAAGAUCGGCAAACGAGAUACAUCAGCACUCAUCGAGAUGGCUGGCCGGCUAUGCAAUGAAGACUCCAACCUGGAGCAUGUCAUCACAAUUGGGGAGCCUCAACUAUGGUCCGAGACCACAAAUUAUCAGGUCUGGCAGACUUUUCUCCAACGAUCUGAAAGCGUCUUCAUCGACGAAGCUCUUCUCAUCCACUUCGCCCAGCUGGUCAGCCCAACAGAGCCUAUCAGUUUGCAGUUCACAUCUGGAACUAUGGGCAAUCCGAAGCUGGCAACGCUCACGCAUUUCAACAUCUUGAACAACGCCCUGUUUAUGGGUAAUGCUAUGGACCUGUGCUCGCGAGACGUUCUCUGCUGUCCCGCACCGCUUUCGCAUUGCUCUGGGUUGGUAGUGGGAUUUCUUAACGCCCUGGUACAUGGUACAAUGCUCGUACUUCCGAGCCAAGUCUUUGAGGCGGAAAGGACCGUAGACGCACUCGUGCAGGAGAGAUGUACAGCCAUCAUCGGCGUUCCUACGAUGUAUCUGGCUGAACUUGAAGUCCUCAAGACGAGGUCGUUGGACAAGGCGUUCUUACGAACAGGACUCAUUGCGGGCGCAAAUGUUGCACCCGCGCUGAUGGAACGCAUCUAUGCCGAGCUAGGGGCAGAAGCAAUGCUAAUCGCGUACGGCAUGACUGAGACUGGUCCGAUCACAUUUUGCUUUAUGGAUAAUGAGGGCUACUGCUAUGUUAGUGGGCGCCUGAAAGACAUCAUCAUUCGAGGUGGACAGAACAUAUAUCCCGCCGAGAUUGAGGAGCGGCUCCUGCAAUUACCGACGAUCGCUGAAGCGGUCGUUGUCGAGAUCAGGGAAUGGAUCCGUGAGACGCUUGGUCGACACAAGGCGCCGAAGCACAUAUUUUGGGUCGGUGUAGGCAAGGGAUUGGCAAGCAUUCCCAAAACAGGCAGUGGGAAGCCCGCGAAGCACGAAUUGCGCAAGAUUGCCCUGGAAUUGCUGCAAGACAUCAAUGUUGGACAGGCGAGGUUGUGA
Molecule: messenger RNA, 1206 nt
Organism: Fulvia fulva
Lineage: Eukaryota; Fungi; Ascomycota; Dothideomycetes; Mycosphaerellales; Mycosphaerellaceae
Product: Acyl-CoA ligase sidI
Exons: 4
Coding region: 1-1206 (401 amino acids)
Biological process (GO): fatty acid metabolic process
Molecular function (GO): medium-chain fatty acid-CoA ligase activity
Source: RefSeq, a predicted model, not a curated record